Molecule: messenger RNA, 408 nt
Organism: Heterobasidion irregulare TC 32-1
Lineage: Eukaryota; Fungi; Basidiomycota; Agaricomycetes; Russulales; Bondarzewiaceae
Exons: 6
Coding region: 1-408 (135 amino acids)
Source: RefSeq, a predicted model, not a curated record
AUGAGUGUUCCACCUUUGCCUCCUAACGAGGGUGUGGUGGAAGUCUGGAUGCCUGCAUUGGCACCUUUAGAUGAUGAUGAGGAUGAUCUCUAUAUGACACCUCCACCUGAGACUGUACAUAACGAGAAUGCCAAUAAUAGUGAAGAUGAGGAUGAUCUGUAUAUGACUCCUCCACCUGAGAAUCUCAAUGGUGUUGACUCCCGGUUCCCAGUACCCCUUGACCUCGAUAUUGACAUCAAUCCUGCUCUCAUCCCCUUGAUAUUAGGCCACGAGCACGAGCAGGAGCGCGUGAAGUACUGCUGGACGACCUUCCACCUCAAGUGUGUUCGCUUGUGGGCCGCGAAGAGUGUCAAGGACAUCAAGGAAGCCUGGUGCAGACGUAGCGAGAGCGGCAGGAAGGACGACUAG